UUAAACAGAGCAUUUGAGAGUAGCUGCCUACGUUCAUGAUUUUGUUUUGUCUAGGGCUGAAAAAGAAGCUGCAGGCUGUCUCCCGGUCACGGGGCUGCGGUGUGAUUGAGAAGUGGGAGACCUCCAUCAUUAACCACUUCUACUUUUCGGUGAGGAUAGCUGCAGCAAGAGUGAUGACCGCUGAAAGAAGAGGCGAGCUCGCGGUAGCCAUCUGGCUGUCGCUCCUCAACCACAUUCAGAACAAGCACUGUGGCCACAGCAAGGAAUAUGCCAACUGCGAGCAUGGGGACCUCUUGCCUAGAAAGUGGAUUUUUCCAGGUACUGAUGCCUUUGACAAACUGCGCGGCAUAGUGGAAAAUAAUCGCCUGCUUCUAGACAUCAAGCAGGUGUCACCAUCAUUCCAAACAUCAAGUUUGGAAUCCUUCCAUUCUGUCCUGAACCGGUUUGCUCCAAAGAGCUUCACAUUUUCUUUUCAUGGGAUGCUGGCAAGGUCAAAACUGGCUGCUUUGCACUAUAAUGAAAAUGCGGACAGGGUGCAACACAGAACUACUGUGGGCAAGCGGCAGUGGGCAGUGAAGUACCCAAAAGCAAGAAAAGGCAAGCCAGUGGCAUGCCCAGUCAAAGAGCCUGCAACUUUUGGUUAUGUUGGGCUUCUUCUUGAAAUCGUGAACGAGGUUGUGGACAGUGGCAGUUUCGGUGAUUCGCACGUCACAACUUUGCCUACGCCACCGCCACUUACAAGCUCUUUUGGACCAGUGGACAAGGCUGCGCUAGUGCGGGGUCACCUUUCAAGGUUUGCGUCCAGUGAAGACCGACCUAGGCACACAGAAGACUCGAGUGACGACAGUGCGUGAUUAGGUCACACACAUGCGCAUCUUUUGUGGAUCAGGCGAUCAUUGUCAGCAACUUCCCACAAGUUGUCUACGUAGGGUUAAAUGUCUCAGCGUGACUCUUGGGCUUGAGUUCAAGAGGUCUUGGAUUAAUUUCAGCCACUGCAUGGGAGAGGGAUUGCUAGGUAGCUUACAAUCACAAUGUUAGCGUAAAGUUUGUAGUGCUGUCAUCCUAAUGUUUGCUUAUGUUUUCAUAUUCUGUGUGGUGGUAUUUUUCUAUGCCCAGUCAUUCACUCCAGCACUGCCACUUGACAUUCCUGACCUGCUUGCACCUCAUGAAAAGCGCUUGCAUUCCAGAAUAGUUUUCACCACGUGUCUAUGAGCACGUGCUAGUUUCCUCGUAUUCCAAACAUUUGGCCCGAAUCUGUGGAGCAGGAUGACAACGCCAACUGUCUGAGAACUUGUGGCAAACAAUAUUAGCGCAUUCUACCAGCAUACAGUACUGUGGAAAUUGAAAGAUGAUGCAAUGGGCAGGUGAAGGGAAGGAGCACACACAGAAGAACCAAUGUGUAUGAAGAAAACGUGACAAACCAGCGCUUACAGGAGAACAAAACGACCUGACAGAGUGCUAUAUUUUUAAUAAGAAUGUUUGUAAUGUACUGAAGGCACUGGGCCACAGUGCUGGUAAAGGAAGAAGAACACAAGAAACGCUUGCUCGCCCACUCCACCAUAGCUCCCAUUGACUUGUUUUUGCUCUAGCAUUGAAACGAUAGAUUGAGUGCUGCUAGACAAACAUCCCCAUUGCAUCUGGUGGAGGUGCUGGGUUUCUCUUCCACAUCCUGGAACUCCGCAGUCGGACGCUACCACCUGCUCCUGCGAUGACUGAUCCCGGACCAUCCCAGGCUCCUGACGUCUACCGGACGACCGGAACUUUCCAUGUACUGCCACCACCUUCACGUCUGGUUCCCGUUCCUUACUCGGCCGCUGGAGCCCCUGUCAUAAACCCGUGGCGCACACCUGACAACCGGCCAAUAUACUAUUCCUGUGGUUUCCCAGGCCACGUAGCACGAUUCUACUGCCGUCACAACUUCCGUUUCCUUGACAAUGGGGGUGCCUCUGGCUACAUGCCUGCUCAACUUCCGCGUCAUGACGUCUCUAAUCUUCCUGCGGACUCGUCUUCUAGUCGCUGCCCCUUCGAUUCACACCGGUUGCCCUUCCCACGUUACCAAUCCCUUUCCCCCAUGGUUCGUCGACUCAGUCCAGCCCGCGAGGAAAACUAACAGUCGCAGUUCCCGAGGCAAGAACUGCAUUUACGUCGAACAUUUCAAGGCCUCAUUUUUCUCCUGCGAACGAAAUUGAGCUGUCUGUAGAUGGCGUCACUGUACACGCACUUAUUGACACCGGAGCCGCCGUUUCUAUUAUUAGUGAAGAGCUUUGCCGCAAUUUGAACAAAGUGACCACUCCACUUACCUAUCUAUCGCUGCGUACGGCAACCUCGCAUCGCAUUCAGCCGUCAGCAUCAUGCACAGCCCGAGUCGUCAUUCAAGGCGUUUUGUAUGUUGUCGAAUUUGUUGCCCUGUCUCGUUCCUCGCACGAUGUCAUUCUUGGAUGGAAUUCCCUAUCUGUAAAUCAAGCUGUUGUCGACUGCGCUCGUGCCGAACUUACAUUCUCUGUGCCGUGCUUUGACCCUGACGACCACCGUUCUACUAAAGUUGCUGCCUCUGACAUCGACAUCGCACCUUUCUCAAUCGCCCUGGUCCCUGUGUCGUGUGACUCUGUCGCGAACUCAUCUGUUUUGUUUAUGCCGUCAGCCCCUUGUGCGAGCCAUCGGAACCUUCUGCUUCCUUUUGCUGUCGUCACUUUUUGCGGUGGUUCUGCUGCCCUUUACGUGUGCAAUCCCUCCGCGUGUCCUUCAUCCGUACUCUGCGGCGAGUGCCUGGGGAGCUCUGAAUAUUUCUACUGUAUCAUCCCGGCUACCAUGUUUGACGAUGCGGCAUCACUUCCACUUUGCGCUGUCAGUCCUCCCGAAGCGACCGAUGCCCCUGUGGACGUCUUUGCUCAUGCCGUCGACUCAGCACUCACACCUGUCCAGCACGCUGAAAUUAUCAAGCUCCUCCAGCGUUUUCGGGCCUCAUUCGACAUUGGCCAACCGUCAUUGGGUCGAGCAUCAGCAGUCGUUCACUGUAUCGACACCGGCCAACAAACCCUUUGCGCCAGCAUCCGUAUCGUGUGUCGGCUGCUGAACGCCGUAUCAUCGACAAGCAGGUUGACGACAUGCUGCAGCGUGGCAUCAUCCAGCACUCUAACAGUCCCUGGGCAUUUUCGGUUGUCAUCGUUAAAAAGAAAGACGGCUCCAUAAAGUUCUGCGUCGACUAUCGCCGCCUUAACCGUAUAACACGCAAAGAUGUCUAUCCUCUGCCGUGCAUCGACGAUGCCUUGGAGACCCUACAGGGCGGAGAAUUCUUUUCCUCGCUGGAUCUGCGCUCCAGGUACUGGCAAGUGCUCAUGGCAGAGGCCGAUCGCCAAAAGACAGCCUUUGUAACACCUGAUGGCCUAUAUGAAUUCACCGUCAUGCCCUUCUGCCUCUGCAACAUGCCUGCCACUUUUGAACGAAUGAUGGACACCAUUCUCCGAGGCCUGAAGUGGAACCCGUGCCUUUGUUAGAUGACGUAGUUUUUUCUACCGACUUUGCGUCACACUCAGCCGCCUCGAGCAAGUCCUUGCGUGCAGCUAAAUUUGAACAAAUGCCACUUCGGCGCUCGCAAGCUUACUAUUCUCGGUCAUGUGGUCUCAAAAGACGGUAUGUUCCCGAACCCCACGAAACUUGGUGCCUUGUCCGCGCUCCCCAAACCAACUACCCUGAAAGAGCUUCGCAGCUUCAUCGGCUUAUGCCCGUAUUUCCGACGUUUCGUCCUUAAUUUUGCCUCCAUAAUCACCCCCUUGACCGCGCUUCUUCCCGGCCGUUCUGACCUCCCGGACUGGUCCCCGGCAUGUGACGACGCAUUUCAAGAACUGCACCGCAUUCUCACUUCACCGCCAGUACUGCGCCACUUCGAUCCCUCUGCUCCAACUGAGAUUCACACGGACGCUAGUGGUGUUGGACUAGGCGCUGUUCUUGCACAGCGCAAGGAUGGCUUCGAUGAGUACAUCGUAGCAUAUGCCAGCUGCACCCUUACCAAAGCUGAGGCGAACUACUCAGUUACUGAAAAGGAAUGCCUGGCCAUUAUUUGGGCUAUCGCAAAAUUUCGUCCUUACGUGUAUGGCCGC
Dermacentor silvarum is the source of this 4097-nucleotide messenger RNA. RefSeq lists its product as uncharacterized. NCBI's taxonomy places the organism in Eukaryota, Metazoa, Arthropoda, Arachnida, Ixodida, Ixodidae. Bases 36 to 854 code for a protein of 272 amino acids. The record is from RefSeq and is a predicted model, not a curated record. The transcript has 4 exons.